AUUUAUUUAUUCUCUGUUUUGUACAUGGUAUGAAUCAUGAGCGAUUUCUAAAUAUUUAUUUUACUAACAGCUGACAUACUUCGGAAAUAUGUGGCUAACGUUAUUGACAUUAAUUUUUCAAAAAAAUUCAUAGCGUAUUUUAAAGGCACAAUUUAUUAGCAAAACAAAAGAAUUGUAAUUAUGGGGGAUGACAAAUUUUCUCAGACGUUCAACUAUGUUUACAGUUGUAACAUGAAUUGUAAUUUUAAAAUUAAAAUAGGAACUUUAGAAGGACAACCCCCAAAACCGAGUUACAAAGCCCUUAUAGAAAAUCCAAUGUUAAAAUUUUCUGGACUUUGUCAGGAUAAGUGCUCAGAUCUCUAUGUCACGUGUGAAGUAUUUGCUGACAAUCAGCCGCUAGCAUUUCCUGUGCAAACAUCAUAUAAAGCAUUUACAACCAGGUGGAACUGGAAUGAAUGGUUGACUCUACCUGUGAAGUUCUGUGAGCUUCCACGUAAUGCUUUGCUUGCAUUAACUGUAUGGGAUAUUCUCGAGCCUAAUGUAAGUGUUGCUGUUGGUGGUGCCACUGUUUCGAUUUUUGGAAAAUAUGGGGCUCUUCGUCAAGGAAUGCAUGACCUUAGACUGUGGAAUGGUGUUGAAGCUGAUGGCUCUCUUAAUACUAAAACACCUGGCAAAAUUGAUUGUUCCAAGGAACAGAUGAGUAAACUGUCCAAGUUAACAAAAAGACAUCGCAAUGGCCAUAUGAUAAAGAUGGACUGGUUGGACCGUUUAACUUUUCGAGAGAUUGAAAUGAUCAAUGAAAAGGAAAAGCGGUCCUCCAAUUUCCUCUACCUCAUGAUUGAAUUCCCUAGGAUCGUUAUUGGAAAUCAAGAAUGCACUCUUGUUUACUUUGAGGAGGAUGGUGAUGCUCUGUGCUAUAACAACAAUUCUUGUGAAAUUGUUUUAGUCCCUGAUCCUGAAAUAUCUGGGCAAAACUUGGUGGAAGCAAAGCACCAUAGAUUAGCAAGAAGUUUACGAAAUGGUCCUACGGAUAGGGAUUUAAAACCAAAUGCAGCUGUUAAAAACCAAUUAAUGGCCAUAUGUGACUACCUUCCAACUAAAGUGCUGACAUCUGAAGAACAGGAUCUUAUCUGGAAGUUCCGGUUUACCCUAAUUAAUUAUAAAAAGGGACUUGCAAAAUUUUUAAAAUGUGUGAACUGGAAAAUCAGCAGUGAAGAGAAACAGGCUCUUGAUUUACUUGCUAGGUGGCAGGCAAUGGAUGUUGAGGAUGCCUUAGAAUUGCUUUCACCUCAAUAUACUCAUCCUAUUGUCAGGAGAUAUGCUGUAACAAGGCUGAAACAAGCUUCCGAUGAAGAUCUUCUAAUGUACUUGUUGCAAUUAGUCCAAGCUUUAAAAUACGAAAAUUUUGCUGAAAUUGAAAAAGCGCUGGCAGAUUUGGAAAAACGAAGAUCUAUCUCUUCAGUAAGCAAUGAUUCCGAAAAACUUGAAAAUUUUGGAGAUCAUCUGAAAAUGGAUUCAUCUUCUAGUUCAUCUGAACCAGCUUCAUUGGAGACUCCUUUUUCUACAAUAAAAAAUAUGGAUACUGACCUUGCUACUUUUCUUAUUGAACGAGCUUGUGCCAAUGAAACUUUAGCGAACUAUUUUUAUUGGUAUUUAAUAAUAGAAGUUGAGGAGCCUGAUAACCAUAAUAAAGAAAAUCAAGUUAAAAAAAUGUAUCAUGAUGUGAUGAAAAGGUUUAGUUUAACACUUCAGAGAGGACCACCUGAAUAUAAAAGGCGAAAGGAGCUGUUAUAUCGUGGAAGGGACUUUGUAGAAAAAUUGUUGAGUCUUUUGAAAACAGUUGCAAGAGAAAGUGGUGGCAGACGUAAAAAGACUGAAAGACUUCAAGCACUAUUGCUAGACAAAGACAUUCACAAAAUAGACUUUUUGAACUUUGAACCUCUUCCUUUGCCUUUAGACCCUUCGGUCAAAGUGAAAGGCAUCAUUCCAGAGAAGACCACUUUAUUCAAGAGUGCCCUUAUGCCCACUCGUUUGACAUUCCUGACAGUAGAUGAUAAAGAGUAUGUUACAAUUUUCAAACUAGGGGAUGAUCUUAGGCAAGAUCAGUUGAUAUUGCAGACAAUUUUUCUAAUGGAUAAGUUGCUGCUGCAUGAAAAUCUCGAUUUAAAACUGACCCCCUACCGUGUAUUAGCCUGCAGCAGUAAGCAUGGGUUUGUGCAGUACAUUGAAUCAUCUGCAAUUAAUACAAUCAUAGAUGAAUACAAAGAUAUCCAGAGUUAUCUUCGAGCUCAAGCUCCUUCUGAAAAUGGAGCUUUUGGAAUUGCAGCUGAAGUUAUGGAAAACUAUGUUAAAUCAUUAGCUGGAUAUUGUGUCAUAACAUAUUUACUUGGAGUAGGAGACAGACAUUUGGAUAAUCUGCUUUUAACUAAAACUGGUAAACUUUUUCAUAUUGAUUUCGGCUACAUCUUGGGGCGUGAUCCUAAGCCGAUGCCUCCUCAGAUGAAAUUGAGCAAAGAAAUGGUCGAUGCCAUGGGUGGAAUUCACUCAGAUUUUUACAAUAUAUUUCGGCAGCAUGCCGUCACUGCCUUCUUGAUCUUGCGUAGGCAUGGAAAUUUGUUUCUGAAUUUAUUUUCUUUGAUGGUGGAUGCUAGCGUUCCUGAUAUUGCUGUUGAACCUGAUAAAACAGUCAAAAAAGUCCAAGACAAAUUCCGCUUUGAUUUAAGUGAAGAAGAAUGCACUAACAUGAUGCACACUAUCAUUGAAGACAGUAUUUCUGCAGUAAUGCCAGCUGUUGUAGAACAAAUACAUAGGAUAGCGCAAUACUGGAGAAGAUAGGUCAUGAAGAAAUCAUCUUUAUGCCGAUAGAAAAAUUCCUAAUACUAUAUAAAUAAUUGAUGUAAAAUAAAUUCGUAAAUUUUGUAAACUUUUGCCAAAUGUAUUUUUUUCAGUAAAUAAAUAUCUAUUUUGUGUUUUUGUGUA
This is a messenger RNA of Argiope bruennichi, 2979 nucleotides long. It is a transcript of the gene Pi3K59F, whose product is annotated as phosphatidylinositol 3-kinase catalytic subunit type 3-like. NCBI's taxonomy places the organism in Eukaryota, Metazoa, Arthropoda, Arachnida, Araneae, Araneidae. The record is from RefSeq and is a predicted model, not a curated record. The transcript is spliced from 22 exons. Bases 181 to 2835 code for a protein of 884 amino acids. Gene Ontology annotation, molecular function: 1-phosphatidylinositol-3-kinase activity. Gene Ontology annotation, biological process: autophagosome assembly; autophagy of peroxisome; phosphatidylinositol-3-phosphate biosynthetic process. Gene Ontology annotation, cellular component: phosphatidylinositol 3-kinase complex, class III, type I; phagophore assembly site; endosome.